This is a messenger RNA of Osmerus eperlanus (European smelt), 2853 nucleotides long. RefSeq names its product von Willebrand factor A domain-containing protein 5A-like. Lineage: Eukaryota; Metazoa; Chordata; Actinopteri; Osmeriformes; Osmeridae. The transcript has 21 exons. The record is from RefSeq and is a predicted model, not a curated record. The coding region runs from base 142 to 2520 and encodes 792 amino acids.
AUUGAGUGCGACUACACGUGGUUUACUGUCGUUCUCCUCCCCUUUGAGUCCAGUAACUCAAAGGUUUCUGUUUCAAAUGCAAGAGAACCUACAGCAGGAAUAAACGCAUUUUCACUUCACGAACCUUCGGCGGUGAACAAAAUGGUGUGCCACUGUGGACUGGUGACUGGAAAAAAUGAACCAGUGCCUCUUAAGAGUAUUGAGGUGGAGGUCAAGGUAAAUGACCAUGUAGCCACUGUGAGCUCCACACUGCAGUAUGAGAACAAGGAGGAGCAACCCCUGGAGGCCAUCUUUGUGUUUCCUCUGCCAGCGGAGGCUGCUGUCUGCCACUUCAGUGCCAAGAUCGGAGAGACCGAGGUGGUGGCCCAUGUGAAGGAGAAAAAGCAGGCUCGGGAAGAGUAUGAUGAUGCGUUGAGCUCGGGCCAGCAGGCCUUCCUAUUGGAGGAGAGCGAGCAAAGCUCAGAUGUGUUCCAGUUGAACGUGGGCAGUCUUCCCCCUGGAGAGAGCGCCUCCAUCAGGCUGGAGUACGUCACUGAGCUGGCCGUGCAGGCGGACGAUGGGCUGAGGAUAUGCCUGCCUGCCGUGCUGAACCCCCGCUAUGAGCCCCAAGGUGUGAACAGUGGAGGUGGGGGCAGUGCCCAGGUGACUUCUGUGCCCGCGAGUGCUGUGCCCUACAACUUGUCUGUCAAAGCUCAUGUGUCCUCCCCUCGGCCCAUCUCUAAAGUAGAGUCUAACUGUCCCUUGGAUCCACUCAACUAUCUCAACCCGGAGCAAACCCAAGCCACGAUCAGCCUGGCUGCAGGACACAAGUUUGACCGGGAUGUUGAGCUGUUGGUUUAUUACAAAGACGCCCACCAGCCCACUCCUGUGGUCGAGUCAGGACAGGCCUCCGCUAAACCAGGCUCUUUGAUGGGUGACACGGUGGUCAUGUUGAGCCUUUACCCAGAGUUCCCCACGUCUGUGAUGUCAUCCAUGACCUCGUCUGGGGAGUUUAUUUUCCUGGUGGAUCGCUCUGGUAGCAUGUCAUGCCCCAUGCACAGAGGGGAAGGGGCACAGGAACGCAUUGGCAGUGCCAGGGACACUCUGCUGCUUUUGCUGAAGAGUCUGCCUAUGGGCUGCUACUUUAACAUCUUUGGCUUUGGCUCUAACUAUGAGUCCUUCUUCCCCAAGAGUGUGGAGUACAGUCAGCAGACUAUGGACAAUGCUCUAAAUAAGGUGCAGACGAUGGGGGCUGACAUGGGCGGAACAGAGAUCCUUGAGCCACUCAAACAUAUCUAUAGUCAGAGCUGCAUCCCUAACCAGCCCAGACAGCUCUUUCUCUUCACUGAUGGUGAGGUGGGAAACACCAAGCAAGUCCUGGAUCUAGUCAAGAAGAAUGCAAAAUCUCAUAGGUGCUUUUCUUUUGGGAUCGGAGAAGGAGCCAGCUCUGCCCUCAUCAGUGGGGUCGCCAAGGAGGGAGGGGGACACAGCCAGUUCAUCACAGGAACUGAUAGAAUGCAACCCAAAGUGAUGCAGUCGCUUCGCUUUGCUCUUCAGCCUGCUGUUGUUGACAUCGCUGUUGAUUGGAAAGUUCCAAAGGGUGUGUCUGUCACCCCUCUGUCUCAACCCAUCAGUGUGCUCUUUCAGGGUCAAAGGUCACUUAUCUAUGCCCAGCUUACUGGAGAGAGCUCAAAACAGACUGAGGGCUCUGUGACAGUGAAGUACAGCUUGGCGAAGCAGCCUGUCAAGAACCAGCUUUGCUUUAGUCUCAAACCUGCAGAGGACACUGGACUAACUGUCCAUAGACUUGGGGCUCGAACCCUGAUCCGCUCCCUGGAAGUGGAGGAGAGAGGGGGGGGUAGUGAGAAGAAGGCCACAGAGUUAAAAGACAGAGUGGUUAAUCUCAGUGUCCAAUCAGGAGUGAGCAGUGUCUUCACUGCUUUCAUUGCUGUCCACAAAGGCAGUGGGGAAGCUGUGAAGGGCCCGAUGCUUCGUAGGAAUGUCCCCACACCCAUGUUGUUUGGAGGAGGCUAUGCUUGUUCAAUGCCUAUGGCCAUGUCAUUGAAUCAUGCUGCACCUAUGGCUAUGAUGAGACGUUGUGCAGCCCCAAUGAUGAUGUGUGACUCAGCCGUCCCCCAAGGUGAACCGAGCUCAGUUUACUGUGAUGCAGGCUUUGAAAUGGCUGAAAACACCAUCACUGUCCCUGAACUGACCAGGGACCCUCUCUUCCAGCUGAUCUCCCUUCAGAAAGCUUCUGGUUCCUGGGUCCUAGAGACAGCCCUGGUCCUUGUGCUGGGGAAAACACUGGAGGAAGUGGACAAGACAAAGCCUGAACAGGUGGACCAGGAAGUGUGGGCCACUGUUCUGGCCCUCAUAUGGCUCCAUGGGUUCAAGAUCAAAGACCAGGACGAGUGGCAACUUCUGGCUAUCAAAGCUGUGGCAUGGAUCCAGGCCCAGAAUGUGCCCUUUGUUCCGGAGUGUGUAGCAGCUGGGAAUGCCCUGUUGGGUUGCAAGGUGCAGAAGGAGACUCUGGGACUCUGAGAAGAUCACCCUGCCUACCUUUUUCUCUUUUGUUCAUGCUCCACAUGCUGUACCUGGGCUGUACACAAAUUGUCAGGGUUAACAGUUGUGUAUUGUGCAUGUAACGGCAAGGCUUUAGCUAACUCAGAUAAAUUCUUAGGGCCUAUUUUAUCGUAUAGUUGCAUUUAUUCCAGAGAUUAAUUCUAGCCUCGGAGAAAUGUUUCGCUAACAAAUAUUGCGCAAACAACUAGCUGAACUGCACUACAAAUAUCUUGACACCUGAUAUAAUGUUUCGUGUAUUUUCUUUCAAUGCCGUACAAUAAUACAUCUCAAUAAAUCUAAUAAUAAAUAUCG